CAGCUGGGCAAUGUUUACAUCCAGCAGUGCUCGCGGUCUGCGUUUAUGAACAGAAGCUGAGAUAUAAACAACCGAAGUGGAUUAGCUAAACGGACAAUAUUCGUUCAGCCACGUUCAUUGCGUUCAAGUUCGGUUACGCUUGGUCGACUGUAAAGUCGUCGAGGUUCUGUGACGAGUUUAAAUUAUAACCAACACUCUAUUUCUCCCGUCUUUGCCGUCAUUUCCCCCCACUUUCCUUUGCAGGCUAUAUAAGGGCUAAAAUGGGAGGCGCAGUCAGUGCUGGUGAGGACAACGACGAGUUGAUUGACAACCUGAAAGAGGCUCAGUACAUUCGCUCUGAUCUAGUCGAACAUGCAUUCAGAGCUAUUGAUCGUGCCGAUUACUAUCUGGAGGAGUUUCGUGACAGUGCCUACAAGGAUCUGGCCUGGAGACAUGGCAACAUCCACCUUUCUGCACCUUGUAUCUACUCUGAGGUGAUGGAGGCCCUGGAUCUACAGCCUGGCCUGUCGUUUCUCAACCUUGGCAGUGGUACGGGCUAUCUCAGCACCAUGGUGGGACUUAUACUGGGACCAUUUGGUGUGAAUCAUGGUGUUGAAUUGCAUGAAGAUGUUAUUGAGUAUGCUUAUCAGAAACUGGACUUCUUUAUCAAGACAAGUCAUAGUUUUGACAGGUUUGAUUUCUGUGAACCUUCCUUUGUGGUGGGUAACUGUCUGGAGAUUGCCCCCGAAUCUAAGCAGUAUGACAGGGUUUACUGCGGCGCAGGGGUCCAGAAAGAACAUGAGGAUUACAUGAGGAAGUUGUUAAAAGUUGGGGGUAUCCUAGUAUUGCCACUGGAAGAAAAGCUUACUAAAAUUACUCGGACAGGAUAUAACACAUGGGAGACGAGAAAGAUAAUUGCUGUAUCCUUUGCACCACUUGUGCUCCCAAAACACAGGGAAAAUGGCAAACCAAGAGCGGUGUCAUUGCCUGUCAUGUUUGAGGUGCGGAGUCUCCAGGAUUUGGCUCGCAUCAGCAUCCGUCAGAUUCUGAAGAAAUCUGGGUCUGGAUCCAUGCCCCUACCCAGGAGAACUGGAUCCAAGAGAAGAAAUAACCUGAGACAUAAACGAGAGCCCCGCGAUACCGCUCUGCUUACCAACAGUUAUUUAUUUAUGAGUCGCCUGAUCCCUGGACCCAUGGAUAACAAUAAUAACCAGUCAGCAUCAGACAACGAAGAUGAUGAUGAAGACUGCAGGAGGGCGUUUGAACAAGAGGAGAGAGAGGAGAACGGGAGGAGGAAGGAGGGCAGUGUUUUGGUGUCAGAGAUUCCAUUAAACAUCUUGCGGGAGAGGAUCCUCAGUCUGCCUUUGCCGGAGCCUCUCAAAAUGUAUCUUCUUUACUACAGAGAGAAGUAGACAACAUUUCCUAGUGUUGCACUGUCACCAUCAAACCCUGACAAGUCAACCACUUUCUUUCAAAAUCACGUCAUUCCCUUAACUAAUAAAAACUUGUAUAGUUAUCAGCUUACCACUUGUCACCUCAUUUAUAGUAAAAGAUUUAUCUUUGAUGUGAACGGUUAUGUCAAGGUUUUAAACGUUUUCUGGAUUCAAAGAGUACUAACAAGCGCCACAAAAUCAUGUCAGUUGUGUUGAGUGACUUACAAAUGAAUACAGAAGAACCAAGAUUUAUGAUGAAACAAUUACACGUGUGUUAAGUCCAAAAGUUUUUGUGUAUUAAUAUUUUAUGUUUGUAAACUUGUCCAUUUUUACAGCUGUUAUAUCCAAUUGUAUUCCUCUGGUGUAUAAAUUUGUAUAAUCAAGUCUUAUUUGUGUAAUUUAUUACACUUAUAUUAUGUGAAUACAAACACAAGUGUAAAAACGUUGAGUGUCUAACAAUCAGUGAUGACAAAUUUAAGAAAUUAUACUUGAAGUGUUUCGCCAGUUUUAAAUGGUUUUGCAUUUUAUUUUGAUUAAUUUAUUUUGUACUGUAUUUGUUUAUAUUAGUAAAUGCAUUAGCUAAAACGAAUAAACAAUGAACAAUGCAGCUACAGCAAUUACUAAACUUAAUUCACAAUGAACUAACAUGCAUAACUAUAUUGGCAUUAACAAAGAUUAAUCAACUAAAACAAAAACUACUAUGUUAGGUAAUGCAUUUACUGCUUAUGCAUUUAAUGUUAACAAAUAUAACCUUAUUGUAAAGGGUUUCAAACAACUUUUUUAAUGGUGCUCCUAAUUAUUCUUUGUCUGCAGGAUGUGCACAUUGUUCAGUGAUGCAGAAUGCACAAAUUAGAAAAAGUUUUACUUUUAUAGUUGCUGUCACACUAAACUCUUUAUUCUAAAAAUGG
This is a messenger RNA of Misgurnus anguillicaudatus (oriental weatherfish), 2320 nucleotides long. RefSeq names its product protein-L-isoaspartate (D-aspartate) O-methyltransferase domain containing 2a (gene pcmtd2a). Lineage: Eukaryota; Metazoa; Chordata; Actinopteri; Cypriniformes; Cobitidae. Gene Ontology annotation, biological process: protein modification process. Gene Ontology annotation, molecular function: protein-L-isoaspartate (D-aspartate) O-methyltransferase activity. Gene Ontology annotation, cellular component: cytoplasm. The record is from RefSeq and is a predicted model, not a curated record.